AUGGGGGCCAGGUCUCGCCAAGGAUGUCUGCCCUGCCGAAGGCGCAAAAAGAAAUCCUGUGAUUGGCCUGCCCCGUCUUUCCAGCAGACGCAAACGCACAGCAGAUCAUCUUUUGAUCACCCGAAGUUGAGGACGCAAUCCUUCUGGGCCAAACAACCGAACGGUCUAGCCCACAUACCUCUGUCGUUACCUUCCCUCUUUAUAUGUCGACCAAAUUCAUUUGGACCGCACACCCAAAAGUUGAUUUAUCAUUAUGUAAAUGAUACAGCCAACAAAAUCGUGUGCUUACAAGAUAAUGACAAUCCCUUUCUCCAUACAAUAUUUCCUACUGCUUUCGGGGAUGACCUUUUGAUGCAUGCCAUUCUUGCCCUUUCGGGUGCCCACUUAAUGCAGCGACUGCCUCUCGCCUCUCGCGAGAUUCAGCGUUCAACUUGGUUCAAUUAUGCGCGGGCGCUUAAGGCUCUCAGGGUGGGACUGUCUGAUGGGUUCCAAUCAAUCAGCGGUGUAGCUCCUGCCUUGCAUGCCCUGUUGGUCGUCCUCAUAUUUUAUAUCACAGAGGCAUGCACUAAUAUUGAAGCCAUGGGAACUCACCUCAGGGGCGCAAAUCAUUUGAUGGACUAUAUCCUGCGCACAAACCCUGCCAGCAUUCAAUCGAGUUUAGGAUCUUACAUCAUGGAAGUAUAUGUAUACCAUGCUAGCCUUGCAUCCUUCACUGUUCGCGGGUCAGACCUAGCGAUUCUGCAAUCAAACCUGAAAGCAGAGAACCUUGCUUUCCAACAUGGUAAAGUGGGAAUGUUGAGUGGAUGCACUCAAUAUCUAUUUGGACUUAUGCCAAAGGUAUCCGUCUUGCUUCAAACUAUCACAGAAGCCAGAGGGCGCCCAGAUAGCCAGGGCCAUCAGUUCAUCCAAGAUUAUCGGGAUUUCAGAUCGUCAAUUGCAGACUGGGAACCCGUUUGUACCGAGUUGGGCGCUGUCCAUUGCGCAAGUCUUUACAAAUUGUCUAUCUCACUUCUUUUAGACGCGCAAUUUCAGCCAGAGACGAGAGAAAAGAAGGCUCGACAUGCCUUCGAUGAUCUAAAACUUCUCCUCUCACACUUACCACCAAGUGCGCCGUAUGCGACAACAGUUACAUGGCCUUUGUUCAUAUUCGGGAUGGUAGCACGACAAGAGGAGGAGGUGGAAAUGAUCAGGACAUAUUUGCAUUCUUUGAUCAGCGCCUUUGGAAUUGGCCUUAUGGGGACAACCCUUGCAUAUCUAGAAAGAGUCUGGAAGAAUGACAAUCAUCUCGACGGACUGCAUGGGCUUGUUUCGAAUCAAAACAACAUGCCUUUGAUCUGCUAA
Penicillium salamii is the source of this 1341-nucleotide messenger RNA. Lineage: Eukaryota; Fungi; Ascomycota; Eurotiomycetes; Eurotiales; Aspergillaceae. The record is from the annotation of a GenBank genome assembly.